Messenger RNA from Lobosporangium transversale, 1184 nucleotides. RefSeq names its product aldo/keto reductase. Gene Ontology annotation, cellular component: cytosol. NCBI's taxonomy places the organism in Eukaryota, Fungi, Mortierellomycota, Mortierellomycetes, Mortierellales, Mortierellaceae. Bases 30 to 1184 code for a protein of 384 amino acids. The record is from RefSeq and is a predicted model, not a curated record. The transcript is spliced from 6 exons.
UCCUAAUAACAUCUUAACAUUCAAUCAGUAUGAAGGAUACUUCUGAUAACUCAUCUAUCGAUCAGACCCUGAUAGCAUUGGAUAGCUAUGUGCUUUUAGGCAAAUCUGGACUUCGGGUCAGUCCCUUAGCGCUCGGGACGCUGACCUUUGGAGAAGAAUGGGUAAAUGUAGGCUAUGGUAACAAUAAGGAAGCGUGUAGAAAAAUAUUCGAUACUUACUACGAAAGAGGAGGCAAUUUUUUUGACACCGCCAAUACUUACACAAAUGGUGAUUCGGAAAGAUUCUUGGGAGAAUACAUUUCUAGCAAGAGAAGCGGGUGUGUGGUCGCCACAAAGUACACAAUCAAUGCAGCGUCGAAUGAGACUCUUGCAGGUCGAUAUAGUCAUCCCAAUGCCAAUGCUGGUGGCAACCAUCGCAAAAAUCUAGUAGAGACCUUGGAUGGUAGUUUGAAGCGUAUGGGAGUGGGCUACGUGGACAUCCUCUAUGUCCACCUCUGGGAGUAUAGAAUCCCCAUUUACGAAGUCAUGCGGGCCUUGGACGAUGUUGUCCGUGCAGGGAAAGCUCUCUAUGUUGCUGUGAGCGACACUCCCAGCUGGGUGGUUUCUUCUGCCAACACAAUGGCUGAUCUACGCGGAUUGACACCGUUCAUUGGCUUCCAAACACGCUAUAAUCUUUUGAACCGUUCCCUCGAGUCCGAUAUUCAGCCCAUGUGUGCGGAUAUGGGUAUUGGAAUUAUCCCCUGGUCUGUCCUUGCUGAAGGAUUCCUCACUGGAAAGCAUUCGCGCGAACAGAAAAACAAGGAUAGUAAGCGCAAAGGCCAGGUGGACAGCCACUUCAAACACGACAGAAACUGGAGAAUCUUGGACGAGGUCAAGGCCAUUGCUCAAGAAUGUAACAGAACACCCGCACAAGUGGCAAUGAACUGGAUAUUGCAAAAGCCUGGCAUCACGUCACCUUUGAUCGGUGCUCGUACCUUGGAGCAGUUGGAAGAUAACCUGAACGCAUUGGAGUUCACGUUGAAGCCAUCCCAGAUGGCUCGACUUGAUUCUGUCAGCAAUCCCAAGGAGUGGCCGUUCCCUCAGGAUAUUGCUAGAAACCUAGAUAAAUAUAUCGGUCUUGGAGUCGAUGUCGAGAUGCCUAGACAGUUUCAAGCCUUGUGUAAUCUUCGUACAAGUAAUAUAUAG